AUGGCUCACAAUUGUCGCGUUAGAUCAAGACUACGAGCUUCUGUAGCGAUAAUUGUACUCAUAUGUGUGUGUUUAAAGCAAGUGAAAGGAUCCUGUCUAAGCUACGGUCAUUCUUGUUGGGGUGCCCACGGAAAACGGGCGGGUCCGCCGGGACGUACAGCUUCUGGUGAUGUUGUACAGUUUCAACCACAGCCACUGUUGGACCAGGCCAACCCACUCCCUGCUGCUUUAACCGCCGCGGAACGGUGGGCUUUGGUCAAAGUUCUCCCAGAAAAGAACCCGUACUAUCCAUUUAGCAAAGUGAUAUAUUCACCACCGGUUGUUGCAACUGGUUCGUUUUUACCCACCGACGAUUUAGGCUCAUCUGGGUCAGAAUCUUCGAGAAUUGGAAUUGAUUCAACCAACAGUGCGGAAGGAAGACUAGCUGAAACUAGCAAUGACUCUAAAUCACUGUCAUCAACAGAACAGGAGCUAGCACUUGGCGAUGAUCGACUAAUAACGGCAGUUACCACCCCGAACACGCAUCGCAGAGAUCAUCGGCGCAAGAAAAAACCGCAACCAAUGACUACACACCGUCGAUAUGGUGGACACGAUGAUAGAUUUGACGAUAGCAUGCAUAUUGCCCGAUUCGUAGCGCCAAACGAUGACGAUGUGAGUCAAAUGUUGCUGCUCAACGCUGCUAUGGCUGCUGCAGCAACAAUUCAAGCCGACAAUGACGUUUCCGUUGCAAAUGAGCGGUUCAAUAGGAAGUUGUUCAACGAUAACACUAAAAACUCGAUCCUGCUAAACGCAUAAUUUGUUGAAAUGUUAACUAAUUUGUAACAUUCCGCACCAAACCGAACAAAUCACCACCAACAGACGCAGUAUCAAUGUCUGGGAGGAGUAGUUUUGGUUAAAAUGUUCAAACAGUGAAAUCUGCUAAUUAUGAAUAGUUAAGUUAUUAUGCAUAAUGAUGAAUUAAAAAGAUGUUUUGCACUACUUCGCGGUAAAUCGUCGUACUAGGGUGUUUGUGUAAAGCAAACUCUCAAACUGCGAAAUAGUGUAGUACGGGCGUACUAUGUCAAAUGCAAUUCAAAGCGUAUACUUUUAUGCCGUGGGAUUAGGUGUAAGCCCAUAAUCGGGUGCUAUCGUUGAACUUUAUCGCAUGUUUUUCCAUUCCACACAUCGCUUCACGUUGCUCAUACCUUCCACACAAGAGUUACUGGGGAAAAACGCCAGUAUUACAGUUGAAAUGACGAUCUUAUCACCAGUGGAUAGAUAUUGCCAAACUUUACUUCUGUUUGCGCUAGGGCAGGGAAAUUGGCAAUGUUCAUCAAAGGCUGGGUUGGUGAUAGAUAUUCAUUUUACUUGCAUAAUGCAUUACCGAGACGGUGAUGAAACAUACCGAAAGAAAAAUGUGAGACAACUGAACCCGAUAACUGAACCUCCUGAACGAACCUACCUACAACCUAUGUUUGUGUCGCUUAUGUGGAUGGUUUUCGAAAGAACCAUAUUUUCCCGCGCAUAAUACGGGAGCUGUUAAUCCAACAUAAAUCCUCACAAACACUCAAUUUGUACAUACAUUUCUUAGUCAGUAAGCAGGGAUUAUAGAAUCAA
Messenger RNA from Anopheles moucheti, 1596 nucleotides. RefSeq lists its product as uncharacterized. The coding region runs from base 1 to 795 and encodes 264 amino acids. Lineage: Eukaryota; Metazoa; Arthropoda; Insecta; Diptera; Culicidae. The transcript is spliced from 5 exons. The record is from RefSeq and is a predicted model, not a curated record.